Molecule: messenger RNA, 3128 nt
Organism: Labrus bergylta (ballan wrasse)
Lineage: Eukaryota; Metazoa; Chordata; Actinopteri; Labriformes; Labridae
Product: LHFPL tetraspan subfamily member 3 protein
Biological process (GO): sensory perception of sound
Cellular component (GO): plasma membrane
Source: RefSeq, a predicted model, not a curated record
CCCUCGCGCAGCAUACAGCCGGUCGUGGGGUGUUAGGAGGCAGAUCGUUAUCCUGCCAUAAAAAUCUAAUGCAGCCUGGUUUUCUUGCAUGUCUUUUAUUCGCGAUCGUGAUGAUACGGAGUGUUAGUUCAAUGGAUGUUGUUGGCCAUAGAUGUUGACGCAGCGUCAUCCGGAAAGGGGUGUAUGCACAGACAUCACGGGCUGCUUCUGCGUCUGCAGCCUGUGCCCCGCCCUCACUGACUCCCCAGCAGCAUCACCGGCAGCUGCUGUCACAAACGGAAUAAAAUAGGUUCACCGCUUACCGAUCCUGGCGGGGGGGGGAGCGUCGUGUUUUCUCAAUGCUUAUCGUGGUAGGCGUUUGUCAAUUUGCAAGUAGCCUGCAACAAUAUUAAUAUAGGCCUAUGAGACCCUGUCGAGUGGCAAUAUCCAGCUUGUCUGCUGUUAUUUCACCCGGACUGAUUCGCGCGUUAUAGCCUCAGUUAGUGUGAUAGCCUCAUACAUCUCUCUGUUGCUCUCGGAGGUUGUAAGAGGUUUUUUUUUUUUUUCCGAAGGGCAUCAUUGAGCGACACGGUGCGACAACGAUGUGCACGUUUGACGGCUACACUAAGCAAGUGGGAGGGAACCUGUAUCUGCUGCUGUAGUCAUUGAGUUUUUUAGGAGUUCUGAGCCACAUCCAGAGUCCAAGCUCUCUGCUUCAGCGCCUGGCUUGAGCCUGCAACGUCAUGAGUUGAUCGCGUCUGACAGAUGUUACUGUGUUGCAGUUGCACAGGCGUACGUGCUCCGCUUGUUCUCGCUGUUUUGGGGGGAUGAUUCUGUAAGACACGGUUCAUUUCAUAAAUGUUUAGUCCUCGCUUUGUGCUCGUGCUGAUUGCAACCUUCUUGUAGUCUUCGCGUUUCCAUAAAAUGAUACCUGGAUCUGCCGCAUCAAUGCUACCGUCUGCAGAAGCGGCGAAAUUGUACCAGACCAAUUACGUCCGCAACUCCCGAACCAUCGGACUCUUGUGGGCCAUCUUCACUAUCCUGUUCGGCAUCGUGAACGUGAUUAUCUUCUCACAGCCCUAUUGGAUUGGGGAUGGCAUGGAUACGCCGCAGGUCGGCUACUUCGGCCUCUUUCACUUCUGCGUCGGAGACGGAAUCGCCAGAGAGCUGGACUGCCAGGGCAGCUUCACUGAGUUCGCAGCUAUCCCCUCCACUGCGUUCAAGGCCGCCUCCUUCAUCGUUGGAAUGUCCAUGAUGCUGAUUGUCACCUGUAUCGCCUGCUUCAGUCUCUUCUUCCUCCUCAGCACCUCAACCGUGUAUAAGAUCUGUGGCUGGAUGCAAGCAGCAUCAGGUGUGUGUCUGGUGCUGGGCUGUAUGAUCUAUCCUGAUGGGUGGGACAGCGAAGAGGUGAGGCGGAUGUGCGGUGAGCAGACGGACAAAUACAGCCUGGGAGCAUGCUCAGUGCGUUGGGCCUACAUCUUGGCGAUUAUGGGUAUUCUGGACGCCCUCAUCCUGUCCUUCCUGGCCUUCGUCCUGGGGAACCGGCAGGACGGACUGAUGACCGAAGAGCUGCUUGCUGAGAGCAAGGAGGGAGGCAACGCCUAACCAAAUCUUUAGGUUCCCAAACCCCAUGUGUCCAUUGUCAUAAAGUACCUGUCCUCCUGUCAGCUAAGAGAAGGGAGGCAUUCAUGCCUGUGAAGAAGAAGAGUACCAUGGAACCAGCCAGCCUGCCUUUCACAUCUCCCAAAAAACCCAGUGUAACCUUCCCUUCAGGUCCAGCCAUCUUGCUUGCAGUCCCUUCAUCAUCUCCAGCACUUUGACGGAGCCCAAUGCACUUUUAUCUUUCUCUCCCCCCCCCCACCCCCCCCACCUUGCACUACAUGUCAUACACUAUAACAGGGGCAGAGACUGUUUUCAAGAAUAUGGACCACCCACUACCCACUACCUACCUGAGAAGGCACAGGGAUGACAUCAUAUACCUGCAGUACGAGCACACAAACACACACUCACACAAACACACACACACACACACAUUCAAAUGCACUCACAUGCACAAACACAACCCUAAACACAUAGCCUACACAUGCAUUACAUUCAGACAAAAAAUGUCAUCAAAAAACUCUGUAAUUACAAAUAUUAAACUAUGUUAACACUUAGCCGUGUGUACCACCGUCAGAAUGUGUGUCAUGUACGUUUUAUUUGUGAAAAGAAGAAACUGCUCAUUUUCAGAUUAUAUCAGGUUAAUGUAAAUCUAUUGUGUUUCAUAUGUAACGUCUGACAAUGAAAUGAAAGUCUUAGUUUCUUUUUUGCCCAUACGCUCUGUUUGUUCCUCUUCAUUUACAAGUACAAAAUAUAUUUAACACUGUUUUAUAAAAUAUUAUCACCCGAAAGAGGACAAAGCUUGUAUUACAAAGUAUGUACAGUAAAUAUUAAAAAUGUUCUAGGAAUUUUAACUAAAUCCAUUCAACAGCCUGCUAGCUAACUUUGCACAGCACUUCAGUUUGAGAAGAAAUCAAUAUUUUAUAGUCUGUGGGAUCUAUCUACACUGUGAUGGGGGCUAUUAGGACUGAGUGCUGCAGGACUCGUAGCUGCUGUGUGGAUGUGCUACAGUAUGUGUGUGCGUGUUGGAAAGUGUGUGCGCGUGUGAGUUUCUGCACAUAUGUGAGGGUUUGAAUGUGUUGCCUGCAUUAGUUCGUUGGGCUAUAGAGAACAGAUAUGCCGGCCUCACACACACACUUGUAUACAUAAAUCAAUCCGUCUGUGUGUUUGCUUCUUUGACUUCCUUUCUCUCUUUGUUUUGUUGGGACAUACAGGGUAGACUCAUGACGUGGUAUCUAUAAUGAUCAGUUUGACUGAGGAGGGAGGCUGUUGUAUUGGAUCGGUAAAGCAUGUCCCGGCCUCAUCUGUGGAUAUAUUCAUGUGUAAAUAAAUAUUCUAUAGAUUCAAAACAGUUUAAAAUACAGAGGAGAAUUAACUUAGAGCAAUUUAAGAUAUUCCUUUAAAGAUAUAUGACACUUAAUAAAGAUUUUCACUGUAAAAAUGCUUUUGUCAUGUUGUUUUCAUUUUGACAGAAAUCAGGCAUAAAGUUAAAAGUUGUUCAGCUGGGGGCGCGCUGGUGGCGCAAUGGUUAGGGCGCGCGCCCCAUGUAU